GUUAUUUUUGUAUACACCGGCUGCAGUUCUUGUUAGUCGACGCAGCCAAUAUAACGCCAAAAACCCUAUAUACAUAAACUCUUUAUUUAAAUACACGUGAAGGAGAACGAGGUUGCAAGUUUUUUACAUUUAAAAUACAAAAGUUAGAGGAGAAUGAGAUGUAUUUCCGCGCCACUGUUAUGCGUUCUUGAAUCGGAUGGUAGACAGUACGCCAAUAACGUGAAUAUAUUGAUACUGACUUCUGCUUUUACUCCCGUAUAAUAAGUCCACAGUUUGUCUGCCAUUGACUGAUACAAUCACAUGUCCGUGGGAUAUUGAGCAAGGCCCUGAUCACCCAGCUCCAAGGACACUGCGCAUUGAGUGACCCUGCACUGUAACCCCCAAGCCACGGAGAGCAAGAAGGGAUAGGCAAAGAGAAGAAUUCCAGUGUACCUGCAUGUACUCAUCCUUAUGUGAAUGGCAAAUAAAGGAUUCUUCAUUACUGCCUUCCUGAUACUCACGCUUAGCUAUGACUGACUGACCCCAUUUGGUCACCAUAAACCUGUUUCCAUCCAUGGGUCACUGUUUUGGAUGUUUUGCCCACUGGACUGUGAUGUAGGUCAUAUAUUUCCAUGGCAUGUGGACAUAGAGCUGCAAGCCAUGCCCUCGCUGCCCGUGCUGGUGGUGCAUGGAGGAGCAGGUCACAUCCCCAAGGACCGCGCGCAGAUCUCGUGUGCCGGGGUGCGAGAGGCGGCCAGGGUGGGCUACGCCUGUCUGCAGGCUGGGGGCAGCGCCAUGGACGCUGUAACCGAGGCCGUCACGAACCUGGAGAACAACCCCGCGUACAAUGCAGGCCGCGGUUCGGUGCUCACACAACAUGGCACCGUGGAAAUGGACGCCAUAGUGAUGGACGGCCGCACGCUGGCCAGUGGAGCCGUAUCUGCGGUCAGGAGGAUCGCUAACCCCGUACAGCUGGCCAGGCUUGUCAUGGAAAAGACCAGCCACCUGUGCCUGACAGCGGAGGGGGCCUCCCAUUUCGCCAGAGCCAUGGGUGUCCCCGAGGUCCCCGAGGAGUCACUCAUCACUGAAUACGCCAGGAUGCGCUGGAGGAAGAACCUGGACCCAGAUGCCAACCCAGUGCAGUGCAUGAUGAUGGGCGGAGAGACUCCAUCAGCGCCAGUAGAUACACAUGACACAGAGGGCAAGAUUGGCACAGUGGGUGCCGUAGCGGUAGACGCACAGGGCAACAUUGCCUGUGCCACUUCAACCGGAGGCAUGCUGAAUAAGAUGGAGGGGCGUGUGGGAGACACAGCCUGCAUUGGGUGUGGCGCUUAUGCUGACAACCAUGUCGGAGCUGUGUCCCCUACGGGCCACGGUGAGGCCAUCAUGAAGGUCACCCUGUCCAGGCUGAUCCUGUUCUACAUGGAGCAAGGGAAGUCAGCUCAAGAGGCAGCGGAUCAAGGUCUAGCCUACAUGAAGGACCGGGUGCAGGGCUUGGGAGGGGUGGUGGUGGUGGACCCCCGGGGCGACUGGGCAGCCCGUUUCACCAGUGCCCAGAUGGCAUGGGCGGCAGCGCAAGGCGACCAGUUGCAUUAUGGGCUUUAUGUGGGUGAGCAUUUCACACAGCCAAUCACGGACCCUAAAGGCCCUUAGUCUCAGAGAGGGAGAUUUCUGACCUCUCCUCAAGUACACACAUUAACACUCCAUGAUCUCCACUCACAACUCACCCCCAGAGGGCCAGCUUUGCUGUCCAUGGCCACACAACUUGCAUUAUGAUUACACACAAAAUUGCACAUGAAUGCACUGUGAUCAAACAGUAUUUAAAAAUCUGAAUUUAGAUUUCUUUAAUGUAUUUUGAAUAUCUAAAUUCAUGCAGGGAUUGAUUCUGUCAACCAGACUGACAGUUUUGUCAACCAGAGAUUCGAUUUAACUCACGUUACCUUUUACUGAUAAAUGCUAGAUGUGAUUUUUGCAUGUAGAGCUACUGUAUUUCUUUGAAACUCUAAAUACGACACAAUAAACUCUCCUUGUUACUGUG
This is a messenger RNA of Paramormyrops kingsleyae, 2017 nucleotides long. It is a transcript of the gene asrgl1, whose product is annotated as asparaginase and isoaspartyl peptidase 1. The record is from RefSeq and is a predicted model, not a curated record. Gene Ontology annotation, molecular function: asparaginase activity. NCBI's taxonomy places the organism in Eukaryota, Metazoa, Chordata, Actinopteri, Osteoglossiformes, Mormyridae. Gene Ontology annotation, cellular component: cytoplasm.